GUCGCCACCAGGCCCUCUCCCAGGACUUUUCCACCCUGAGCUCCUGACACGUCUCCAGCUGGCCAGGCUGAGUUGAAGAUCCCUCUUAUUUCCCGGAUGCCAAGAACUAUGAACAGUCCGGGUAAUAAAAGGACAACAAAAGAAGGAUCCAGUGAUUUGAAAUUCCAGAAUUUCUCUCUGCCAAAAAAUAGGUCAUGGCCUCGUCUCAGCGCUGCCAAAGAACACACUGGGCACACUACAAACACGGCUAACAUUUGCCUGGGGGAGUCAAGGCAAAGGAACUUGGCUGCAGUCCUGAGCAGAGCCGCGUACCCCAUUGAUGACAAUUACGAAGACCCUGAGCUUCAGCUGGCAGAAGCGUGGACGACCAUGAAGAUUUUACCAGCCAGGCCACUAAAGGAAUCUGAGUAUGCAGACACACGCCAUUUCAAGGCGGUGAUGGAUGACCCCCUCCCGUCACCACUGGACCAGCAAGGCCAGAGCAGGCAGACGAAGCAAGAGAUUCCUUUACCACCUCCUCGGCCUCCCCUCACUCUCCCAAAGAAGUACCAGCCCUUACCCACAGCACCGCCUGAGACUUCAGUAUCAGCCCUGGACAACUGCACACCUUGCCAUACCUUUCCAGAAGCCCCAAGAGGCCCCAGAUUCUCAUCAUCCGACAAGGCGAAUGCCAUCUUACCCCUCUCAGAACACUCGGAGGAUUGCAGCUGCCAUUGCCAGUCAGAUCAUAAAGGCAGCAUGCACUCCUGCUCUCUGCAGAGAUGCCCAUCUCCAGCCACUGAUGGCCCUUGUGAAAACAUGCUGCCCCAUAAAAACACCAGCCAGAGAGAACCUGUCCCCACCAUGUUGGAUGCAAAGGAGCUCCAGCACCAAGAAUGGUACGUUGGAGAAUGCAGCCGCCAGGCCGUGGAAGAGGCCCUGGUGAAGGAGAGCAAGGAUGGCACUUUCUUGGUUCGAGAUUGUUCCACAAAAUCCAGGGCAGAGCCCUACGUGUUGGUAGUGUUUCAUGGAAACAAAGUGUACAAUGUGAAGAUCCGCUUCCUGGAGAAGGAUCAGAAGUUCGCUCUGGGGACGGGCCUCAGAGGAGACAAGAAGUUUGACUCUGUGGAAGACAUGACUGAAUACUACAAGUACUUCCCUAUUAUGUUAAUUGAUGGGAAAGAUAAAACGGGGGGUCACAGGGAGGAAUGCUACCUCACUCAGCCCCUCCCUCUCGGCACACGCGUCGCCCCUUGGUAGCCCAAGCCUUGCUUUAUCCUCAGGUCAGUAGAUUCAAGACUUCUACCAGUUUGCAUGUAUUUCAGAUGACUAUUUUCUGUAUCUUCAAGAGAUGACUUUUAUCACUUUGUACAAAGAGAAGCAUUCUGUGAUGGAAACUGGAAGCUAAAGUCAAAGAAGUAUUUAUGACUUCCAGAGAUGGGAUCCCUGCUCUUCAGGAGGCUGAGAGCUGAAGGUCAUGAUUCAAAGUUGGCCCACACAGAAACACCUCUGAGACUCUUAUCUCUCAA
Dipodomys ordii (Ord's kangaroo rat) is the source of this 1508-nucleotide messenger RNA. RefSeq names its product cytokine-dependent hematopoietic cell linker (gene Clnk). The transcript is spliced from 14 exons. The record is from RefSeq and is a predicted model, not a curated record. Gene Ontology annotation, biological process: cell surface receptor protein tyrosine kinase signaling pathway; intracellular signal transduction. Lineage: Eukaryota; Metazoa; Chordata; Mammalia; Rodentia; Heteromyidae. The coding region runs from base 97 to 1239 and encodes 380 amino acids.